UAAACCCCUUCACCGCUGCCGCCAAUGCCUUCCAUAGACGCCAAUAGUGGCUUCUGUUCCGAACUAAAAACCUUCCAUAGCCUCCGGCCGGCUGUCCCACUCCCUCCGCCUUCGCAUCCUCUCUCUUUUCCGGUCUUCGCCCUUUCCCUCCUACCCUCUCCUCUCCCCUCCCACCCCGCCCUCAUCGACGCCGCCACCUCCGCUUCCGUCUCCUUUCCAGCCUUCUUCUCCCGCGUCAACUCUCUCGCUUUUGCCCUCCAGGACCAUGCGGGCCUCUCCCGCGGCCAAGUGGCAUUCAUCCUCUCCCCUGCUACCAUCGACAUUCCCAUCCUCUACUUCGCCCUCCUCUCUCUUGGCGUCACCGUUUCCCCCGCUAACCCCGCGGCCACUCCCGCCGAGCUCUCCCGUCUCGUCCGCCUAACCAACCCGUCCAUCGCCUUCGCCGUCUCCUCCACCGUCUCCAAGCUCCCUUCUAAUCUUCCCACUCUCUUCCUCGACUCCCCGACCUUCCACUCCUUCCUCGAAACCGACGCCAUCUUCCCCUCACCUUCCCCAGCCAUCGAACAGUCCGAUGUGGCGGCGAUACAGUUCUCCUCCGGGACGACGGGCCACAUGAAGGCUGCAGCGCUUACGCAUCGCAAUUUCAUCGCAAUGACGGCUGGGUUCCACGCCCUGCAACCGAGCCGGGCCGGGCCGGACGUGAAUCUGCUCUCGGCGCCGAUGUUCCAUUCGCUGGGAUUCUUUUUUGGGCUGAGAACGGUAGCGCUCGGGGAUACGUUGGUGGUGAUGGAUAGGGUGACUUUUCCGGAUAUGAUGCGCGCUGCGGAGAAGUACGGCGUCACGCAGAUGACGGCGGCGCCGCCGGUAGUUUUUGCGAUGGCUAGGUCGGAGGACGUGAUGCGGCAAGACCUAUCGGCGUUGAAACGGAUAUUCUGCGGUGGGGCGCCGUUGUCGGAGGAUGCGGUGGAGAGAUUCUCGGCACGUUUCCCUGGCAUCUUGAUUUGUCAGGGAUAUGGCUCGACGGAAGCAGGAGGGAUUUCCAGGAUGAUUUACGCAGAGGAAUGCAAGCAACAAAGGUCUGUUGGCCGCCUUAGUGAGAACCUUGAGGCUAAAAUCGUCGAUCCCCUCAGCGGAGAAUUCCUGUCUGUAGGCCAACAUGGUGAGUUGUGGGUACGAAGCCCUGCAGUCAUGAAAGGAUACGUUGGUGAUGAGGCGGCAAAUGCGGAGACAUUUGAUGCCCAAGGCUGGUUGAAGACUGGAGACCUCUGCUACAUUGAUGAGAAUGGCUACAUUUACAUUGUUGAUAGGUUAAAGGAGCUCAUAAAGUACAAAGCUUAUCAGGUUCCACCUGCUGAACUGGAACAAAUUCUUCAGACUUCACCGGAAAUUGUUGAUGCUGCUGUUAUCCCAUAUCCACAAGAAGAAGUAGGACAGAUACCCAUGGCAUUUGUGGUGAGGCAACCAGGAAGCAAAAUUAGUGAAGUGGAGGUGAUGGAUUAUGUGGCAAAGAAGGUUGCACCAUAUAAGAAAAUACGCAAAGUCUCUUUUGUCAAUUCCAUUCCAAAGUCUGCAUCUGGAAAGAUCUUGAGAAAGGAAUUGGCUACCUAUGCAAUGUCUGCUCCAGUGUCCAGGCUAUAAUCCCACUAGGACAGUAUUAUUUUCCUAAUGAGUGCAAAAUAAGGCAUUGUGAUUUGUCGUUGGGUUAUUAUCCCACCAGGCUUGUAUGGCAAAAAUCAGAGGAA
This is a messenger RNA of Dendrobium catenatum, 1742 nucleotides long. RefSeq names its product 4-coumarate--CoA ligase-like 7. The transcript is spliced from 6 exons. Lineage: Eukaryota; Viridiplantae; Streptophyta; Magnoliopsida; Asparagales; Orchidaceae. Gene Ontology annotation, molecular function: CoA-ligase activity. The annotation marks the transcript as partial. The record is from RefSeq and is a predicted model, not a curated record.